AUGGCUGAUUAUUGUAAAAUGAAACUGAAAGUUGCGGCUUCUGUCGAAAGUGAAAUGGACUAUCGAGUGAACGAUAAAAGACCGCCUCGAAUCUUAAAGCAGAGAGCUGGGCGUUAUCCAGAGACUCAAACACUGAUCGCGGCUCCCGGUUUAUCGUUUCUUAAAAGGAAAAAAAAACCAGUAGAAACGGGAAGCACUGAGCAAAUGUCGCGACAACAAACAGACGACCCUCAUAAAGGGUAUUUUGGAUUAUAUAACCAAGGAGCCACUUGCUACUUGAACACAUUACUUCAGACUCUCUACAUGACUCCUGAAGUGAAGAACGCUAUUAUUAGAUUUGUGGAAGAGACAGCUGAACCCAUCAAUAAGGAUGCCAACAUUUGCUACCAACUUAAAGAACUAUUUGCAAACUUAGAAAAUGGUAGCGCACGUACACACGGAAUUACAAGGAACCUGGGCUUAAGCAAGAAAGUAUUCGAACAACAGGAUGUAGAAGAAUAUUUCCGACUGCUGUUGAAUAAAAUUGAUGGAGAAAGUAAUGGAUCUUGUAAAGUAUUGCAGAUCUACCAGAGUAAAAUGAUUAAUUCUCUGAAGUGUUUGGAAUGCAAGACUCAAUCCCGAGAAGAAUGUAUUUUUUUGGAUAUUCCCUUGUCCCUUUCUUCUCCUGAUCAUUUAACAGGGAGGUAUUUCAACAGCGUGAAUGAAUCACUUGAAGAAUUUUUGAAGGUUGUAACUCUGAGCGGAGACAAUUUAUGUUAUUGCAAAACAUGUGAGAAGAAGACAGAGACUGAGACAAGAUACUACUUUGAAAGUCUCCCACAGGUUUUGGCUCUGCAGCUAAAAAGAUUUGAGUUUGACUAUUUUGAGAUGCGUUUCAAAAAGCUGCAUACCUCUAUAAAGAUUCCACAGAAGUUAAAGUUUCAGAAGAAGGUUAAAGAUCAUGAUAAAACAGAGUGGCGUUUCCUCUCUAACGAAACCAUGGAUGCAACAAUGACAAGUGUAACAGAGCAGGAACCACAGUCAUCACAAGCAGGCAGAAAUGAUGAAACUGAUGAAAGACAGAAGCUACUAAAAGAUAAGGGCCAGGAGGAAGAAGAGAAGCAAUGGCCUAAAGAUGAAAAGGCAGCAAAAUUGGCGAUGGAGGUGGAAGAAACUCGGCGACGAAUGGAAGAAGAUAAUCUCCUGAGAAUGCAGGAAAAGAAUCAUCGAGAAGAAGAGCAACAGAAAUGCGAAGAUGUAGAACGAGAUAAAGAACUACAGAAACAAGAGUCCAUACGACAACAGCAACAAGAAGCAUUGAGACGUUUACAGCAACAGCAGCAACAACAAAAGCUGGCACAAAUGAAGGACUAUGCUACGUAUGAUCUGUUUGCAAUCUGUGAUCAUACUGGAGUAAAGGACAGUGGCCAUUAUGUUGCAUAUAUUAAACCAAUUUCUUCCCAUAAAUGGUAUUGUUUUAAUGAUGCACUUGUCCAUGAGCAGAAAGACAUCAUUUCCGAAGAAUCCUGUGGUGGUAGCAGCAGCACUUCAGACGUACAAUCUAUAAGAUCAUCCACAGCAUACAUGCUAGUGUACAGGAAGGAGGAAGUAAACAGCAAUCAAGGAGGGAAUGCAGAUGAAGAUGAGCAAUGUAAUGAACAAAUGAGUAAGAGAAAAUUCAGUGAAAUUGGAAAUGGAGAAGAUAACCAUGACUUUGAACAAAGCAAUCCACCUUCUAACCAAAAUACAGAUGAUUCACCAGGAAAUAUUGACAUAGAAAUGAAAGAGGAAAAUGGGACAGAGGAAACAAAGGAAAAUAUGAGGCGGGAAUUGGUGGAAAAUGGAAGACUGAUGCACAGUACAGAUGAGAAAGAAGGUGGGAAGGCAGAUGCAGAUGAGCAAUGGAAUGAACAAACGAGAAUGAGAAAAUCCAGUGGAAUUGGAAAUGGAGCGAAUAAUCAUGACAUUGGACAAGACAAUCCACCUUCUGACCAAAAUGCAGAAUAUUCUUCAGAAAGGAUUGAUGCAGAAAGGAAAGAGGCAAAUGCGACAACGGAAAACAUUGAAAACACAUAUGACCUGAAAGAAAAGGAAAAAGAGACAGGAGAAACAGAUUGCAAAGAAGGAGAGACCACAGAUCAAGAAAACCAAUCAAGUGAACCAAUUAGAAGAAGAGAUUUCAGUGAAGCUGGAAAUGGAGUGAACAAUCAAGAUCUCGGACAAAGCAAUCCACCUUCGAACCAAAAUAUAGAAGAUCCACCAAAAAAUUUUGCAACAGUAAUGAAAGAGGAUGAUGGACAAUGGGCUGGUGGCACAAUGGAAAAGAAGGACACACAAGAAACAACUGGAAAAGAUGGAGUGCAAGUUGUAAAAGAAAAGGAUGCUGGAACUGUUGAAAUGUUGGCAACUAAGAAAACACAAAGACUCCAGUACUAGACAGAAAGGAAAGUAGAUAAGAGAAUUUUGAAUAACUAAGGAACAGUGAGGUGGAAACAAUGGAAUAAAAUAAUAGUUAAGAUGAAAGUGAAACUGGCAUUUUACUCAAAUAGUAGUCGAGAAAAAAAUAAAUCAAACCUGGGUGAAUCUGUGUUAAAUAAUUAAAAAUUAACAGAUGAGUUAAUCGACAUCAUGCAGAUGCAAAACAUAUUAAAGGGAUACAUGGAAUGGAACAGAAACAUGGGUGAAAGUAAAAAAGGAUGAAAGGACAGUGCAGGAACAAGAACAGAAGAGGUAAAAUAACACACAAGAAAAGUCAAUGAAUUUUACAAAUCAAAGCAAUGGCCUACAAGUUGCCAACAUGUCAACCAAUGCCAACAUUGUGAGGAGCCAACAAAAUAAGGAAAGAAAUGAAUACCUUUCAGAGAGUGAAAUGAAUUAAAUUAUAUGUGAAAACAAAAACCAAGUGCAUCAUUUAAACAAUUUUUUAAUGGGCUUAAAGGAAGACAAAAUAUCUAGAGCAAACAUUUAUGAAAGUAAUGCUAAAGUGGAAGGGUGAUUCAGAGCAACUAAGACAGAAGAUGUUAGGUGGGUUGGUUAAAAAAAAGGAUUGCUGGCUGCUUUUCUUGUUUGUGUUGUAUGAGUUCAGAAUGAAAGAUCUAAAAAAUAAUAAGCAAGUGAAAUUUAGUAUUUUUGUUUUGUGGGAGCAGUGGACAAAAAGGGAGAACCAGCCUGAACAAUCGCAACAUUAAAAAUAUAAAAGUAGUGUUUUAGUUGACUUAAGAUUAAUUAUGUCAAUCACUGUUUAUUUCUUUGUAGAUUUACACAAUAAUUCAGAAAUGAAUCAUUAGCAACAGAUUUGAGUGUAUCAUCUUUUAGUUUAAAUGUCUAAAUCAUCAAUAAUUGCCUUGAAUUGCUUAGCUUUGUCCAUUCUGCUGAUAAUCUUUUGUACAAAAUUGGAUUGUCGAGCAGAAUAUACAAAUUGCGUAGAGGAUUGCCAAUGUAAUUUGAAAGCAAUUAUUUCAUAAUCUAAGUCACCAAUGUCAUCUAUAACUAGAAUGAUGCAAUAAUGUGAUCACACUUUUCU
Rhincodon typus (whale shark) is the source of this 3502-nucleotide messenger RNA. Its product is annotated as golgin subfamily A member 6-like protein 22. Lineage: Eukaryota; Metazoa; Chordata; Chondrichthyes; Orectolobiformes; Rhincodontidae. Bases 1 to 2415 code for a protein of 804 amino acids. Gene Ontology annotation, biological process: protein deubiquitination. The record is from RefSeq and is a predicted model, not a curated record. Gene Ontology annotation, molecular function: cysteine-type deubiquitinase activity; cysteine-type endopeptidase activity. The transcript has 17 exons. Gene Ontology annotation, cellular component: cytosol; nucleus.